AUGCGCUUGUCGUGUGUCUUGAUUUUGGGCCUUUUGGGCUGCUUACUGCUCGCCCAGCAGGGAUAUAGUCAGACUUCGAGUUCCACGGAAAGCACAACCUCGUCCGAUUCCGACGCUACCUCUACCACUGCCGCCUCUUCAUCCUCCUCCUCGGACACAACCGCAUCCUCCGCCGCCUCCUCCUCUGACGAUGACGCUACAACGGUGGCGUCGUCCGCCACCACCACUACCACAGCGUCGUCCUCUUCCUCUUCAAGCGCGGCUGCCAGGCGGCGCAGGGCAGCUGCCCGACGACGACGCCUAGCCCGCCAGCGACGCAGGCGUCAAGCGCGCCAAAGACGACGCCGCCAGGCGCAGAGAAGAAGGCAGAGGCAGCGUCAGAACAGACAGGGAUGA
Molecule: messenger RNA, 396 nt
Organism: Drosophila kikkawai
Lineage: Eukaryota; Metazoa; Arthropoda; Insecta; Diptera; Drosophilidae
Product: protein new-glue 2-like
Source: RefSeq, a predicted model, not a curated record